ACAUCACUCACAGUAUUCUUUAAUUCCUAGCGGGACAUUCAGGGUCGUUUGGGGUGAAUAUAAGCAUAGAUGUGAAUAGAAAGAAUAAAAAUAUGGCGUAUUUACAAUCGUAUUUUAAUGUAAACCUGAUCUGUAUUUUUAUGCUGACAGUCUUUGAAAUUAAGGUUUUUGGAGAUAAAAUUGAGGAAAGUAUAUACAGAAAGAUCAGUGGCAUUUCACCUUGUGUAACACUACUUAAUGCAACACAUCAAAUUGGUUGUACAUCAAAACGUAAAGGAAAUGUUGGUGUAGUGCAUUAUAUUGAUUCUGAUGAACAGUUUAAGUGGUUAUUAAAUAAAGGCAAUCAUGCUCCAUACAUCCCUUUAUUCACUGCAGAAUUAUUUACAGAUGAUCGAUUGAAGCAAUUAAUAAAUGCUGAUAAAGUUUCUGGAGCAUUAGUUUUAUUUGAUAGACAGCAAGAAAUUAAUGGCACCAAACCUCCAAGCUCAGGUUUUUCUCCAGCAAAUCCAUGCCCAAAUGAGAAUUUUGGUCUCUAUGGCAGUGAAGAUGAGUAUAGUUGCCAUAAGAAUGGAAGUAAAUCAAUUGUUUGGAAUGAUAAUGGUUCAGACAUGUCGUAUAAAAGUUAUGAUGUACCUGUGUUUGCUUUAUACAAAGAAAAUGAAAUUGAUUUUCUGAUAAAGUGUUACAAAGAUCAUAACAAGCCUUCGGUGAAUGGUGAAAACCCUGACUAUCCACUAUGUGGGGUGGAGUUAUUAAGUUUCAUGUUUGCUGCAAAAGAUACGCCCACCUGCAUGAGAAAAAAUAAUGCGCCAACAUUUACCAAAACCGCGUUUUGUGAUGCUUUGGGAGAUGAGAAUAUUUGGGGAACAUUAUUUCCAUUGAUUACGCAAAACGAUAUUGUUCUUGCAACGGCUAAGCUCGACAGUACGGCGUUUUUCCACGAUAUUGCUCCAGGUGCAGAUAAUGACGUCACUGGAAUAGUUGUAUUACUUGCAGCAGCUGAGGUUCUUGGUGAUUUGAAGAGGAACAAUGUUGCCAGCCAGCCCAAGGGAAACCAAAAACAUAUAAUGUUUUCAUUUUUCCAUGGAGAAGCAUGGGACUAUAUUGGUUCGUCAAGAAUGGUUUAUGAUAUGAUAAAUGAUGCAUUUCCGUGUUACGAUGAGACAAAAUGUGUUUUGAAGCACGUUGGUCUUUCAAACAUAUCAGAUUAUCUUGAACUGAACCAAGUUGGGCUAAUGGAUACACUUUGGGCACACAGAGAUCCAAAGUCGGACAGUCAUACGAAAAAUAUUUUUAAAACAUUAUCAAAAUUUGGUGCUUCUGUGAAUCUCACAAUCAAAGACCCAUCUGACGUAGAAUUACAACCCCUUCCGCCUGCGUCUUUUCAAAGUUUCCUGAAAGAAAAACGAGAUAUUUCGGGAUUAGUUAUCACUGACCACAAUGCAUCGUUUACAAACAAAUUUUAUAACAGUCGUUUUGAUGAUAUAGUCUCCCAAAAUUUCGACCUGCAAUAUCGUGACUCAAGUAUUGUUCAACAUCUGACGAGGCUGUCUACCACAGUCGCAAAGACUUUGUAUAAUCUGGCAUACAACGAGACGAAGGAAGAUAUGAAAGCGAAUGAACAGACAGUACACGAUUUGCUGCAUUGCCUUCUCAUCACACAAAACUGUUCUCUUUUCCAAAAAGUCGUAACUGAAAAAAAAGCUAAAAACCUUGCCUCACACCACGGUCCAAUGAAUCGCUACGUUGGACCAUACGAGAAACAAGGUUUCCCCUCUGGUAUUUCUAGAAUAACAAAAUAUCUGUUGGCUUACUUCACUCGCAUUCCCAUGAAUCUAACUACUUGUGAAUCUGAGACGGGCGAUGUGAAUAUCUUUGUGUACGAGCCUAACAAUGAUUCAUGCAUCGGGGCACAUGUAUACUCAUCGCCAGCAAAGUCUCCAGCAUUCGAGAAUGAAGAUUAUGACUCAACCAAGUACUCAACAUGGACUGAAAGCAGGUGGGGAAGUGAUACAGGAAUACGGAUGUUUUUAAUUGCAGAUCCAACUCAAGAGGCCAUAACACUCGCCGUUGGAAUAGUGCUCACUUUUAUCGCACUGGUAGUGACCGUUUUUAUGUACAGAAAGGCUGAGCAGUUAUUCUCACCGGAUGAUCGUGUUUUAAUGAUCAACAACGACUCUAUGUAAUAAUGGAACAGUGGUUUGUCAUGGAUUAUGAUACUCAAACCAAUGUUGCGCCCCUUUGUAGUUGCAUGGGGUCGAUUACCGCUCAAUGUAUGAUCUAUGCAUACACGAUUUGUACAUCUCGUGAACUUUUCGUGUACAAAAGAAAUAGACAAAAUAGUUCGAAGACGAUAAGACGUACAAAGAAAAUAAACCUUAGAAAUUAACUUAAUUAUUAGAAAUUUGAAUCACAUGUACAUGCAUGCUGUGUUGAAGUCAAAUGCCUGGCGAUUGAUGCCUACCACUUGUUCUUGCUACUAGUUUACAUCGAACUAGAACCUGCCAGAUUAAAUGAAGAACACAUUCACACGGUAACGUUUUUGAGCGUUUUAAUAUGUGUUUUGAUGCUAAAACGGAUAACAAAAUAUUUGUGACAAAAGCUAUUGUGAUAAUUCAUUUGUCAGCUAUCGGUCCUCAUUUUGAAGUGCCACAAAAUCGUAAUUGAUUUAUACUUUGGAAUACUUUCAUCUUUAAAACGACAAGGAGAACGAAAAUGUUUUUAAGAAUGCUCGAAUUAAAGAAACGUCCGUGUGAGACUUCUCUCUACCAUUUUUGGCUAGCAUUUCGACGUACCUAAAAUUCAAACUGCCUUCUCAAAAUUUGGGAACAGAAACUUGGAAAACAGUUUGAAUAUUAGUUACCUAUAGGCUAUAGCAGUACGGCUAGCACUGAUCACAACUCAUUCUUAAAUAGCACACUGAACACGACCGUGCAAAUACACUGUAGAAUUUUUCAAAUCAAGAAACUUUACGAAACUUCCCCAUCUUAUUUAGUUUUAAAAUAUGGUGAUUUCACAAUGAGGUAUAUAAAUUUUUAGAAAUCUCGUAAUUUUAAAGCUUGUAUGAAAACGCUUUAAAGCAAUAAAGUAUUGGUUACUAUA
This is a messenger RNA of Dendronephthya gigantea, 3102 nucleotides long. Its product is annotated as nicastrin-like. The transcript has 21 exons. The record is from RefSeq and is a predicted model, not a curated record. Gene Ontology annotation, cellular component: membrane. Gene Ontology annotation, biological process: protein processing. Bases 93 to 2186 code for a protein of 697 amino acids. NCBI's taxonomy places the organism in Eukaryota, Metazoa, Cnidaria, Anthozoa, Malacalcyonacea, Nephtheidae.